This is a messenger RNA of Prorocentrum cordatum, 1269 nucleotides long. NCBI's taxonomy places the organism in Eukaryota, Dinophyceae, Prorocentrales, Prorocentraceae. The record is from the annotation of a GenBank genome assembly.
AUGCCGCGCUACAAUGUCGACGACGCGGCACAGUACUAUAGUGCCUCGAAGGGGCGCUGGGUCGAUGCCGUCGUCACAGCUGUCUGCCCAGGAGGCGAGGUGCAGGUUUCGUGCAAGCCUGGGUACUGGAUGCCGCUGCAGGAGCAGGCCGAGAGGCUCCGCCCGAAGUGCAGCGGGCCCAGCGAUGCAGGGGCUUCGGCCGGGCCAGCCCAGAAGCAGUGGUCGACGGACCAGUUUGUAGGCCUGGGCAGGCACAUAGACGAGGGCCACUACCAGGACGACGUACUUUUGGACGCCAGCCAGUGCAAGUCCGCCAGCAGUGCGGUGGAGGGCCUUAACAGCGGGGCGAUCAAGCGCCCGGAGGGCAUCUGCGUCGUCUUCAGCGCGUCGAGCCAGGCAGCCCACGAGGGCGGCCGGGACCGUAAGCAGCUGGCGCUCGCCAGAGCAGCGGCGGCGCCCACCGCCAAAGCUGAAGGGCACGCCCAUGGCGUUCCACAUGCGUACGUGCCCGCCCCGCGGCACGGCGGCGCGCACGAGUUGGACGCGGGCCGGCAGCGGGCAGCCCCGGCCGUGGAGCCAGUCCACCAGCAGCCCGCCGAGGCGGCGGCCCCGGCGGCGAUCAAGGCGUCCUCGGAUGCCCCAACGCCUGAGGCGCAGCAGCAGCCCUCUGGCAGGCUGCCAGGCAGGCUGGAGCUCGAGGAGACGGACCCUCGGGUGGACUACCGGGAGCGCUUCAUGGAGCUGCGCGCGUGGGUCAAGGCGCAGCAGCACGAGAAGCUGCUCCUGGCUAACACCGCGCUUGGGCUGGACGUCGGCCAUAGGACUGAGGAGCGUCCUCGCCUUCCUGUGCGAGGUUCCUGUGAAGAAGCGAAUUUUCGCUGCGCAGGCACGGGAGAUUCUGCAGGCUGGCGGUCAGCGCGGCGAUCGGGUCCGACGACGUCGAGGCCGCCGCAGCUGCGUCGCGGCCGAGACCUGGCGGGCGGGGGACUCCAGCAACGAGCAGGGGCCGAGAAGGGCAGCACGCAUCAGCGGACGUCCACCAGGUCGAGCACUGAGUACGGCGGGCCCGACGUUGGUGGAGUCCAUCCGCCUGCCACCGGCGCGGGGAGCGACGGCAUAGAUCGGAGGUUCAAAGAUGGGAGCACGAUGCUGCACUGUUCGCCUAUCAUCUUGCUGCAUCCUGCCCUCCCCCCGAGCUGGCCUGGGCACACGGCCCCAGCCGACUGGACGGCGUUGCGGAGCGCCGCGGCCGUCUGGAAAAGCAUGUAG